AUGGGCAAGAAUAGUCUUGAAGCCAAAGCGGAUGUCGCUAUGGCGGAGAAUGCAGGCCAUGUGGUUGACGAGCAGAUCCUCGAUCUUGACCAGAGGAUUCAGGAACUUGUUGCAAUCACGCCUCCAUUCUACCACAACAAGAAUCUUCUCCGGCUGUAUCUCCUCAUCAUUCCAACUUGUUUAGCAGCUGCUAUCACCCUGGGAUUCGAUGCGAGUAUGAUGUCUGGCCUUCAAGCUGUACCUUCUUGGGAUAACUACUUUGGUCAACCUCGUGGUGCACUUCUUGGUAUCAUGUCAGCCAUCCUCCCUCUAGGCUGUGUUGUCGCUACGCCAUUCAUCAGCUUGGUCGGUGACCGCUGGGGAAGACGUAUGGGUAUCUUUGUUGGCGCUGUAAUCAUGAUCAUCGGUGCAGUCAUCCAAGGUGCCUCUGUUCACUUCGCCAUGUUUCUCAUCUCCCGCUUCAUCAUCGGUUUCGGUCUCGUCUUCGCAAACGCCUACGCCCCCAUGCUCAUCGGCGAACUCGCCCAUCCCAAGGAACGACAAGUCAUAACGUCCCUUUAUCAGACCUCUUGGUAUAUCGGUGCUAUCCUCGCUGCUUGGGUGACCUUUGGGACCUUUAGCAUUCCUAGUGAAUGGGCGUGGAGAAUCCCAUCUCUUCUACAGGCUGCCCCAGCUAUGCUUCCCAUCACAUGCGUCUUUCUUCUUCCUGAGUCUCCUCGAUGGCUCAUCGCGAAUGGCCGCAGUGAAGAAGCCAAGGCGUUGUUGGUGAAAUGGCAUGGUAAUGGAGAUGAGAAUGACGAACUUGUCAAGCUUGAGUUCAUCCAGAUGCGAAAUGUCAUUGAAGCUGAGGUCAGCAAUGAGACAGGUUGGAAGGACCUCUUGACCUCUCCUGGUAACAGAAAGCGAGUCUUUAUUCUGGUUUGUCUUGGCUGCUUCAGUCAGUGGUCGGGCAACGGUCUCGUUUCUUACUACCUUGUUCGUGUACUCGAAACUGUUGGCGUCACCGAUGCUCGAGAGCGCAACAUUCUCAACGGCUGCCUCAUGAUCUUCAACUGGCUCACUUCGGUUGCUUCCGCAUUCCUCACCGCUUACAUGAAGCGCCGAACCCAGUUCCUCCUUUCUGUUGGAGGCAUGCUUGGCAUUUUCGCGUCUCAGACCCUUUGCGCUGGUCUCUUCAACGAAGAUCACAACACCGCCGCCGGAAAAGCCGUCAUCGCAAUGCUUUUCCUCUUCUACUUCUUCUACAAUUUGGCCUUCAACGCACUCCUCUACUCGUACCCUGUCGAGAUUCUUCCCUAUCCCAUUCGUGCCAAGGGUUUCUCGCUCCUCAUGUUCUUCGGAAAGGCGAGUAACUUUAUCAACACCAUGGUCAACCCUAUCGGUCUUCAGGCACUUGCGUGGAAGUUUUACUUUGUUUAUGUCGCAUGGCUUGCUAUUGAGCUUGCUAUUGUUUGGAAGUUCUUUAUCGAGACAAAGGGCCCUAGUCUCGAAGCUAUUGCUGCUGUUUUUGACAAUCAUAGCCCGGCAGCAUAUGAUUCGCAAGAUUAUAAGACUGAGAAGAGAGAGAAGUUGGAGGAAGAUUAGGGCGUAGUUGGACUUUUAUGUUCCCAAUUGUCUAAGCCGGUGUCCUUAGUUAUUACAUAUCGCGAAUAAUUACUUCAUUCGCCUCUA
Messenger RNA from Fusarium oxysporum Fo47, 1671 nucleotides. Its product is annotated as general substrate transporter. The transcript is spliced from 3 exons. Gene Ontology annotation, cellular component: membrane. Lineage: Eukaryota; Fungi; Ascomycota; Sordariomycetes; Hypocreales; Nectriaceae. Gene Ontology annotation, biological process: carbohydrate transport; transmembrane transport. Gene Ontology annotation, molecular function: carbohydrate:proton symporter activity. Bases 1 to 1584 code for a protein of 527 amino acids. The record is from RefSeq and is a predicted model, not a curated record.